AUGGGGCAACGCAGGUCUCUGCCUGGUCAUGAGCUCCAGCUGUACUCUGGUCCUGCUGUGGUCAGGGACAAGUCAGGGGAGGUGGAGUGUAAGACUGCCGGGCAUUGCUGGUUUGGAAGAAGGUUAAUUCUCAGAUGGUUUUACUUCAAGCUUGCCAUUGCUGACAUCUGUGCAGCCGUUGCUCCUACCUUCCACAUUUACUGCUCAUUACGCUUCUUGGCUGGGAUUGCAACCAAGGCCGUCAUGGAAAAUAAUAUUAUACUCAAUUCAGAGUGGCUAGCACCUCGAUUCCAAGCCGUGGGAAUGACCUUGACAAGCAGUAUGGUUGCUGUUGGACAGAUUAUACUGGGAGGACUGGCGUUUGCUAUUUCUGAUUGGUUCAUCCUUCAGCUGGUGAUUUCUGUGCCAAUAUUUGUCUUCUUCUUGUCUUCAAGGUGGCUGGUAGAGUCUGCUCGGUGGCUGAUUAUUAACAACAAACCAGAGGAGGGCUUAAAAGAACUUAGAAAAGUUGCACACAGGAAUGGAAUAAAGAAUUAUGGAGACAUCCUAACCAUGGAGGUUUUAAGAUCCACCAUGAAGGAGGAGCUGGAGUCAGCACAGAAAAAACCUUCUCUGGGUGACUUGUUCCACGCACCCAACCUGCGUAAAAGGAUCUGUUGCCUGUCCUUUGUGAGAUUUGCAAUCGUCCUGCCAUUUUUUGGCCUUAGUCUCAACCUCCAACAUCUAGGGAGCAAUGUUUUCCUGUUGCAAGGUCUCUUUGGUGCAGUCAUGCCCCUGGCCAAUUGUGUUGGCCUUUGGGCACUAAAUUAUGUGGGCCGUCGAGUAAGCCAGAUGUUUUUCAUGGUACUCCUGGGAAUCUGCAUUCUGGUAAUUAUAUUUGUGCCUCAAGGUGAGAAAAGAACAGACUGA
Molecule: messenger RNA, 909 nt
Organism: Carlito syrichta (Philippine tarsier)
Lineage: Eukaryota; Metazoa; Chordata; Mammalia; Primates; Tarsiidae
Product: solute carrier family 22 member 9-like
Exons: 6
Coding region: 1-909 (302 amino acids)
Biological process (GO): transmembrane transport
Molecular function (GO): transmembrane transporter activity
Source: RefSeq, a predicted model, not a curated record